Molecule: messenger RNA, 1436 nt
Organism: Trichoderma asperellum CBS 433.97
Lineage: Eukaryota; Fungi; Ascomycota; Sordariomycetes; Hypocreales; Hypocreaceae
Biological process (GO): catechol-containing compound metabolic process
Molecular function (GO): ferric iron binding; catechol 1,2-dioxygenase activity
Source: RefSeq, a predicted model, not a curated record
GUUUUUUUAUAUAUAUCUCAACGUCCCACCGUCUUCCGUCUUCCAUUCUCCUUCCAUAUUCCAUUCUUCAUUGCAUUCUCAGUUCUCUAUUCCUCUUCUCUUUCUUCCUCUCGCAUUCAUACAGCACUCGUAGUUUUUAUACAUUGGAUAGAUACCACCGGCAAAGCUUCAGUCUCGCUUCUCGAUUUACAUACAACACACUCUCACCACCACCACCACCACCACCACCACCACCACACAUAACACACAUAACACAUACACAAAAAUGGCUACCAACGGUACCACCAACGGUGCUUCGGCCCGCUUCGACCCUACCUUCACCCGCCGUGUCAUUGAGACCAUGGGUCCCAACAUGACUCCCCGCAACCGCCAGGUCAUGAGCGCCCUGUUAACCCACCUGCACGACUUUGCCCGCGAGGUUGAGCUCACUGUCGACGAGUGGAUGACGGGCGUGCACUUUAUCAACGCCGUGGGCCAGAUCUCAACCAAGACCCGAAACGAGGCUCACCGAGUCUCUGAUGUGCUCGGCCUGGAAUCCCUCGUUGAUGAAAUCGCCAACAAGAUCGUCGCCGAGGGCGACAUUGAUCCCACCUCAUCGUCCAUCCUGGGCCCCUUCUGGUCGCCCAACGCCCCCUUCCGCGAGAACGGCGGCUCCAUCAUCCAGGACCCCAACCCCGAGGGCCGCGUCGCCCUGAUGCACGGCACCAUCACCGACCUGCUGACCGGCAAGCCCAUUCCCGGCGCCGUCUUCGACAUCUGGCAGGCCAGCGCCAACGGCAAAUACGACUUCCAGGACCCCGAGAACCAGACCCCCAACAACCUGCGCGGCAAGUUCAAGGCCGACGAGAACGGCAAAUACUGGUUCUACUGCUACCACCCCACUGCCUACUCUCUGCCCACCGAUGGUCCUGCGUACAAGCUGCUGUCGCUGAUGGAUCGCCACCCCAUGCGCCCUGCCCACAUUCACAUCAUGGUCACCCACCCCGAAUACAAGGGAUGCACAACCCAGCUCUACCCCAAGGACGACCCCUGGUUGGCCACCGACACCGUCUUCGCUGUCAAGGAUGACCUCAUCAUCGACUUCAAGCCCCUCAAGGGCGACGACAAGGCUACUCUGGAUCUGGAGUACAACGUCGUCCUGGCCCCCAAGGGAUACAAGGGCAAGCAGUUUUAAAAACCUUUCCGUUGCAAAUGGAAUGGAGGGGGAAAAAGAAAAGAAAAAAAGAAAAAAUAGAGAAACAAAGAUUACAGACUGCAGCGGUAUUUGGUUGACUGGUAUAUCUGUAUUUUUUUAGUUUUUCAUGUAUAAUUUUGAUGGAGGAUAGAAUGACGAGAUGGAAAAAAUCGUCCUUUGGUUGUAUUAUCAGCUAGCUUUGCAUGUAUGUAUUGUAUCAUUUACUAUUACCUAUAUAUAUAUAUAGCAUUUUAUUUUUGAC